GUUUGUUUGCUGGAUUUGUAAAACAGAAAAACCAAUAAAUACUGUUGGUGUGGUUACUGAUGCCGGGUGAAAGAAAGGUUUUCUUAUAAAAGUGCAUUAAUAAUUAAUUUAACAAGAUGAUGGAACACAUAAGACAACACGAUUGGUGCGACUCGGAGCCAGAUAAUUACUUUGUAUUGGAGUCUGACAUUGACAAAUACAGUGUGAUCAACAAGAUCUUGGCCAACAAGUUCCACGACCCUCUGUUGGCGUCCAGCGAAUCAGAAGAUGAAGGAAAUCAAAGGCCCAUUCAUUGGGAUAAAAUAUUCAAAGAAAAAAAAGAGAAUGAGCAAGGAAUUGGAAACCGGCCAGUUGUUCCUGGUUUUUCACCGUUCCCACCGUAUCCAAAACUGUCUGCGCUAACCAUCCAACAGCAUCAGCAGUUGCUCCGAGUGCUGUGUGGCCAGAACCUCGACGUUAUGCCAAUGGAGUUCAUCGGCAGGGCCAAAAAAUGUGAUUAUAAAGCUUUUGAGGAGCUGAAAGAAACAUAUGAGAAGGAGCAAAAAGAGUUCAUAGAAUGGGGCAAAACAAUGUGGACUACCCAUUGCUGCCGAGUCCUGCGUCCCAAGCCAAUUGUGGAGAUGGUUUACGACUCAGAUUUCAAGGUGGCUGCGCACCGUUUUGAGAGCUUCCCCAAAAACUUCCAUGUGGCCGCACAGAUACCAUUAGAGGAUUCGAAAAUUACUUGCGAAAUGGCACAAGUUGAUUCACUGAUCAAAGUAAGCACAACCUCGCUGCCACAGAUAAAAGAGCCGGACCUGUCUCGCGAGCGGCUGUACAUAACAGCAGCCGACUAUCCCGCGCCCGAGCCCUGCAGCAAACACCCCUGCCGCUUCAUGCUGCCAAAGGAGAACUCCCUGACGAUACUGCCGCUAACUGAAGUGCAGCGGGAGUUAGCAGAAUAUGCAGUGGAGAAUGGAGCGCACUGCAUCGCCAGCGAAGAAGCGCUGCGAUGUCUCAUGGAGCUGGAUAGGCACUGGUCGCUGGGCCUGUCUGUGUGCUCGGUUAUGUCUAUCGAUGGCGAUGGCAUAACUACAGUGGUGAUAGACAGUGAGUUCUCACUUCAAAGGGAGCCGGCGCUAGUCCGCACGCAGAAAGCCUUCCGGAAACUUCUGGAGUACACUCUUAUUCCGUCGGAAGACAAGCAGUCGAGCAGCAAAUGUGACGCGAGCCCGAGCGCUGCAAAGAAGAGUGGAGGAUUUGGCUUCAACGAUAUGGAUCUCAGUGAUGAAGACGAGGACCAACUCAUCAUCGACACAGGUGAUCUUCAAAUCAAUGAUGAAGAACCUCAAACCAAACCAGCCAUUCAAACAAGAUCUUCUCAAAAGAACACUGAAACGGAGGCUGACAAAACGAAAGAAACAGACAAAGGAGAAACAAAUGACAACAAAAUUGACUUCUAUAACUGCACGUGUCGAGAGCCAUUGGACACUCCGCCAUCUAGGUCAUACACGAAGUGGAAAGUUAUAAAUACGGCUUCAAACGACGCAUACAGCUUUAUCGCUCAUACGCCACAUACAGCCAAGUUUGAUUCAGGAGGAGAGGUGGCGGUAGAACCGAUAUCAGAGUACCAGGUAGACCUGGGAGUGCGAGAGUUAUCGCCGCACACCCUGCGAAGCCAGGCUCUCGUGCUUAUGCUGAGGAAGAACGCGUCCAUAUUGAACGUGAGAAUAGACGCGCCGACGGGUGAGGUGGUGAAGACAGAAAUCGUCCACUACGAGGAGUUCGUGAAGAAACACAUGGACGUCAUUUAUGACGUUCACAAUCGCCUCUACACGCUACUGGAUCAGCUACAGGGUCUGCUGCCAGGACAUUAUGUGCUGCGGCACGAGCCAGCGCAUGGCAACAACGCGAUUCUCUACACAACGCUAGGAGGUCGCGGGAAGGCGGCUGCAUUGACGAUGCACUUCGACGCCGCGCUGCCCCUCGAAGCAGACGAGACCGUCAGCCUGCGUCAACCGCCCACGCUGACAACCGGCCUGCUGCCUAUACACAAGGUGCGUCGCAUGCUUCCGUGCGCGUUCACACCACAUCCGCACCAAUUACCGCGCGCGCCGCGACGUCCGCCGGCGCGCGCGCGCCCACCGCCACAUGCCAUCAAGUGGCCCAAAAAGAAGGGGAAGAAGAAGAAAUGAAGAUAAAACUGAAAUAGAACUACACUUAACUUAUACUGUCAUGUAACAUACCAACUACUUAAAACUAUUUAUUAUCUGAGUAUUGGUUUGACUAUACUUAUGAAUACAUUAUUAGAAAUAAUAUAAAAUUUGUAUUCACAGUUGACCGAAUCCGAUAUCACUUUUUGUUAAACAAAGAAAAGAAUAAACACAAAACCUAUUAAACGCCGACAGAGUACUUUUGAACCUACCCUGUAUUACAAAAGUUAAUAAUAUGAUUGUACUCAAAGUACAACAUAAAAGUAUAAAGAACAUUUUCGAAAUAUACACCUUUUUCUAAAAGAGGGAACUGUGAGAACACGUCUUAGUAGAACGUAUAGCGCUGUGAAAGUAAAUUUAUUCAUAAUGAACGCAGAAACUGCAGUAAUGUUAAUA
This is a messenger RNA of Ostrinia furnacalis (Asian corn borer), 2588 nucleotides long. RefSeq lists its product as uncharacterized. NCBI's taxonomy places the organism in Eukaryota, Metazoa, Arthropoda, Insecta, Lepidoptera, Crambidae. The transcript is spliced from 15 exons. Gene Ontology annotation, biological process: snRNA transcription by RNA polymerase II; positive regulation of transcription by RNA polymerase III; snRNA transcription by RNA polymerase III. Gene Ontology annotation, cellular component: transcription elongation factor complex. The record is from RefSeq and is a predicted model, not a curated record. Bases 117 to 2174 code for a protein of 685 amino acids.